CCCCACCCACAGAGGGAACAGAAGAUGAAGUACAUCAUUGGCAUUGGAGGCAUGACCAACGGAGGAAAAACUACACUGACCAAUAGACUCAUCAAAACCUUACCAAACUGCUGUGUGAUCCAUCAGGAUGACUUUUACAAGCCACAAGAUCAAAUAGAAGUCGGGGAAGACGGCUUUAAGCAAUGGGACGUGCUGGAAUCUUUGGGCAUGGAGGCCAUGUUGAACACAGUCCUGGAAUGGCUAAACAACCCCAUGAAGUUUGCCAGCACCCAUGGGAUCAACAUCCAACAGAACUCCCAGGAAUCCAACUCCGAUGAUACCCACAUCCUCAUCCUGGAAGGCUUCUUGCUCUAUAGUUACAAGCCCUUGCUGGAUUUGUACAGUCGCCGUUACUUUUUGGCUGUUCCAUAUGAGGAAUGCAAGAGAAGAAGAAGUACCCGCAACUAUAAAGUUCCUGACCCUCCGGGUCUCUUUGAUGGCCAUAUUUGGCCCAUGUACCAGAAAUACAGGCAGGAGAUGGAAAACAAUGGUGUGGAUGUAGUGCAUAUCGAUGGACUGAAAUCCAGAGAUGAGCUUUACCAUCAAGUCCUGGAAGACAUCCAGAAUACACUCUUAAAUCGCUCCUAGCUUCUGGGAAGAGAGUGAGAAAGGGAGUGGGACCUGCCCCUCACGGAUUUAGCAGAUCUCCAUCAUGCCAAAGGAACAAUACACUGAACCAAGUCCAUAGACUCUACGGGGCCCAGAGACAGGCGCCCUCAGCUCCUGGGGAGG
Messenger RNA from Antechinus flavipes (yellow-footed antechinus), 771 nucleotides. RefSeq names its product nicotinamide riboside kinase 2-like. The coding region runs from base 25 to 627 and encodes 200 amino acids. Gene Ontology annotation, cellular component: cytoplasm. The transcript has a single exon. NCBI's taxonomy places the organism in Eukaryota, Metazoa, Chordata, Mammalia, Dasyuromorphia, Dasyuridae. The record is from RefSeq and is a predicted model, not a curated record.